UAGUAACCUCUUUGAUUUAGUAACUUUCAACGACCGACUGGCAAAACAAACUAUCAGACUUCAUCAAAUUAUUUGUCAUAGAAUAAAGGUGAUAUUUUACUUUUUGUUUCUUUCCAAAUCUUUGUGAAAAUGGCUGGUCCUUGCUGUCCACCACCAUGCUUUCCCUGUGGCGAAUCUCCACCUGCACCGCUUUGUCCACCUUGUCCACCUGCAGCACCACCUGAACCACCAGUGGUUCGCUUGGUAAACACAAUAGAAGAGUCCCAGGAUCCCUGCUCAUUCAAGAAUUGCCUAAUUUUUCGAAAUCAUGAUGGACCCUACACUCGACCCCUUGAUCCCAAGGAGUGUGCCCGAAAUCGUCGCAAAAAUAUCGAUAGAUCGCUGGGUUAUCCUUUGGGCGUGGUAACUGGACUUGCUGCUGUAAAGUCGGGUAUUCAAAAUCAGGAGAGUGUCCGAUAUGCAGGAUACCUCAAAGGAUUCGCUCAUUCCUACUAUACGCGUCGCGAUGAAUGGGUGCCGGAAAUGAUUGAUAUGGUUAUAAAUGAUGGUCAGAUACUGUUCAAUGAUUCCGAGAAUAUGGAUAAUCCCAAUUCAAUUGAGAAUCCAGAUGUUUACGAUGAGAAUGAGCAGCGGGUGACGCGGGCAUUCAAGAUCAAUGAGAUCGAAUUUGCCGUGGAGUUGGAUACAGCCUUUGAGAUUUAUGGUUUUCCGAAUAAUAUACAUAAUCUGCGGCGCAUCCUGAGGGCUUUCUUUAAGAAAUGCAAAUAUGGAGUGUUUUUCACACCCACCUGGUAUUUGCUAAUCUGGAAGGAGCGAGGUGUGUGGAUGGUCUUGGAUCUAAAUGGCAGGGACAGGGAAACCAUGAAGCCCAGUCAGGAUUCGGGAUAUCCCGUACUAUUGGCCAUGAAGUCUUUGGACAAUGUUGUCUGGCUGAUCAAGAAGGAGAGUGACCUGGAGAAGACUGACAAGUUUACAAUCCGUGAGAUACUAGUCACCCGAUUGGCCACACCUGGCCCUCAGGGUCAGAGUUGGGAGCGAGAGCAUGGUAUGCGUAUGAGUGAAUAUGAUGUAAUUGCUUCGGAUUAUGCCUAUGUCAAGUCCAAUUUGCAUCUUACUCUGAACCCCAAGGAUGCUUUGAGGAAUCGCAGUGCUUUGCCUGUGGCAGUGGCCACUGCUCUCGCCUCCAAAAUCGAUCAUCCUGCCACUUGGGAUAUGAAAAUGUAUGACAAGGUCAUGUGCUAUGGUGUUAAUAUGUGCAAGAAUUGCUGGGAACCUUGCACAAAUAUCAAUAAACCCAUGGAUCUUGAUGAUUUUCCACGUCAGAUUCGAAUGGGUCAGUUUGUGGCCGAAAUCUUUCUCACGCCCAAUGUCUAUGAGGGUUGGUGGAAGUGUGUGCCCAUGUACAAGUUCAAUGAUUUCCAUUUGAUGCUGGAAAAGGCUUUAAAUGAGAACGAUUACGUCAUCUUUCAGAUCAACAAUCAGAUGUAUUCGUUGUGGAAAAAGUCGGACUUUAUCUAUCUCAUGGAUCCCUAUCGUCAUAACAUCGUAGGUCGCAUCCUGGAGGAGGGUGAAGAUCCCAAAAGUGCCAGCGUUCGUAUGUUUGGAAAUAUGGAUCGCCUGUUGAGUGUCUUUCAUCAAGUUCUCCUCGAAUCCAAUCGUUCGGCAAUCUUUCAUAUUCACACUUUGAGAAUAAGAAAUAUCACCGAAUGUCCACCGGGCACAGCUCCAGCUUUACUGCCACCUGACCAGGAUGUGGAGGUUAGAUCACUCAAUGAGACCAUACGUUUCGAUGAGAACUAUGACAAGUGUUUGCAAGAGUUGGGCGAGAUCAGUGACUUUGAGGAGGAUCUGGCCUCUGAAAUUGAGCCCAUUGUGGAGAUCAGUUCCUCGGAGGAGAUGGUCGAGGAGGAGGAAGGCGGUGGUGGUGGCGAAAUCGAAGGAGGCGAGGGCGAAGACGAAGAUUAACCGAAAGGACCUGGGUUUUUCCCGAUUCUGCGCAAUUAUGGCCGCCGUUUUUCGCUCAUCUUUUAAAGCUUCUUUUAAUCAAAGGAAAAUGUGGCUAUGAUCUCAGAAAUAUUUAAUCAAAUGUAUGAAAUGAAUGUAGGAAUAAAUUAUUAUGUAAAUUACUAGGUAUUUAAUGAAACAGAAA
Drosophila serrata is the source of this 2149-nucleotide messenger RNA. RefSeq lists its product as uncharacterized. Lineage: Eukaryota; Metazoa; Arthropoda; Insecta; Diptera; Drosophilidae. The record is from RefSeq and is a predicted model, not a curated record.